AUGAUUAGAGAUAAAUCAUCAAUCUAUUUUCAAUGUAGAGAAGAAGCAAAAAUUAUUAAAAAAGAAACAGAUAAAAAAGAAUUUUUAACAUUUAUGUCAGAAAGGUCAUAUAAUAAUAAUCAACCUUCACAAAUUCCAUCUUCAUCACCAUCAUCCUUAUCAUUUCCAAAUAUUUUCUUUAAUAAAUCCUCUAAUAAUAAUAAUAAUAAUAAUAAUUAUAAUUUUAAAACAUCGACAUCAACAUCACCAUCAACAUCAUCAUUUAUACCAUCACAACAACCACGUGAAAAAUUAGUAAAUAAACCAUACUGUUUUAAUUGUGGUAAAGAGUUUGGAAUAUUUACAUCAAAGAUAUCAUGUGAUUUAUGUAAUAUUAAUUUUUGUGUACCAUGUAUUAAAAAGAUAUCAAGUAAAGAUAUAACAGGUGUACUAAGAGAAGGACAAGUUAAAAACUAUUGUCCUAAAUGUGUAUUUAUAGUAACUCGUGAAGAAACAUCUAGAAAAUUUUCAUUUUAUUGUGAAAAAGCUUUACAAGAUCCAAUUUAUUUAAUUUUUAAUGAAAUCACUUUAGUUAGAAAAUCAAUUUCUGGUUGUUUACCAAAUUUUGAAUAUUUAGCAGAAUCAAUUACAAAUUUUAAUAAUGCAUCAGCAAAAAAUAGAGAAACAUUUUUACAAGUUUAUAAUGAAGUAAUAACUUUACAAAAUGAUUUAUCAGUUUUAUUUAAAGAUUUUGAUAAAAAUUUAAAACUUAUUUCAUCUUGUGGUGGUCCUUCAAUAACUAAAAACCAAGAUAAAGUUAAAUUAAAUAUGAAAUCAACAUAUAUUUCAUUUUUACAACAAAAUUUACCAAAAUUUAAAACUAUUCAAAAUCAAUUAUUACAUUUAGAAAUGAAUACUUGUACAAAUACAUAUAUUUUUUUAAGUAGAAUAUCAUUAGAUAAUAGAUUGAAUAGAGAAUUUUGGCAAAAAUAUGGUAAUGCAUUUCAAAAUACAAUUAGUAUAGUUAAACAAGAUUUAUUUAAUGCUACUAUAAAAUGUGGUGAAAAUUGGGAUAAACAGAAAUCUAUAAUUGAUGAUCUAAUAGUUUCAGAGGAGAAAUCUGAUUUAAAUCUAUUUGUACCUCCAAAUAAAGAGAUUGAAAGCACUCUAUUAAGAAAGAAUAUAGAAUUUUUAUCAAAAAUUUUGGAUCAAAUUAAUGUUAGGGUUAAACCUGAUGAAUUAAUAAAUUCAAAGGAUUCAAUCAAACAAUUACGUGAUAAUUUAUCAAUUGUUCAUAAACAAGGUUUAGUCUUUUAA
Messenger RNA from Dictyostelium discoideum AX4, 1296 nucleotides. RefSeq lists its product as hypothetical. The coding region runs from base 1 to 1296 and encodes 431 amino acids. The record is from RefSeq and is a predicted model, not a curated record. NCBI's taxonomy places the organism in Eukaryota, Evosea, Eumycetozoa, Dictyosteliales, Dictyosteliaceae. The transcript is spliced from 3 exons.